This is a messenger RNA of Prunus armeniaca (apricot), 3276 nucleotides long. The record is from the annotation of a GenBank genome assembly. NCBI's taxonomy places the organism in Eukaryota, Viridiplantae, Streptophyta, Magnoliopsida, Rosales, Rosaceae.
AUGAGAUUUUUAACUUACUAUGAUAAACUAAGCUCUCUGGCUUAUUGUCUUAUCUUCUUGUAUGUUCAGCUUAUUGUCUCUGGUUCUGAUGAAGCAGAGGCUCUCCUCAAAUGGAAAGCCACCUUCCAAAAUCAAACCCAGCUGCAAAAUCUAACCUCAUGGACUCACCCUCCCAGUAAUGUCAAUGCCACCAACUCUUCUGGCAAUCCGUGCAAUAUGUGGACUGGUAUUUCAUGCAACAAAGCUGGAAGUGUUAACAGGAUAAACCUUACCAAUUCUGGUUUACAAGGUACGUUACACAAAUUCGCUUUCUCGUCUUUCCCUAAUCUUGAAUAUCUUGACCUCAGCAUCAAUAAAUUCUUGGGUUUCAUCCCACCUCAAAUCAGUUCCCUCUCCAAACUCAUUCACCUUGAUCUCUCUUCUAAUCAGUUUUCUGGGAAAAUCCCAUCAGAAAUUGGUCUCCUUACAAAUCUUAAGUUCCUGAAACUACAUGAAAAUAAGUUAAAUGGCUCAAUUCCUCAAGAACUUGGCCAGCUUAACUUUCUUAAUGAACUUCCCAUGUCCACCAAUAUCCUAGAGGGUUCAGUUCCUGCUUCUCUGGGUAGUAUGAGUUACCUGACUUCUCUGCAUCUUUUUGACAAUCACCUUUCUGGUUCCAUUCCUCCAGAACUUGGAAAUCUUUCUAAUUUGGUUGAACUCUACAUGGACACCAACAAUUUCACCGGUCCUAUUCCUCAAACUUUUGGAAACUUAAAAAAGCUGACCAUGUUGUAUUUGUUCAACAAUCAACUUUCUGGUUCUAUCCCUUCAGAAAUAGGAAAUUUGAAGUCUCUAAUGGAAUUACUCUUAUACAGAAACAAUCUUUCUGGUUCAAUCCCAACACAUUUAGGUUAUCUGGCAAACCUUACCCAUCUCUUUCUCGAUGAAAAUAAGCUUUCUGGUACAAUUCCUAAGGAGAUAGGGAACCUGAAAUCUGUUGUGGAUGUACACUUCAGCAAAAACUACUUAACAGGUCCUAUCCCUCCAAUUUUUGGUAACUUGAGAAAGCUAAAAGUGCUAUACUUGUUCGACUGUCAACUUUCUGGUAUCAUACCUUCAGAAAUGGGAAACUUGAAGUCUCUAGUAGAAUUAUUCCUUUACAGGAACAAUCUUUCUGGUUCAAUCCCAGCAUGGAUUGGUGAUAUGAGAAAUCUUACACAUGUCAAUCUGUUUGGAAAUAAACUUUCCGGGGCUAUUCCUAAGGAGAUUGGGAAAUUGAAAUCUAUGGUGGAUCUAGACUUGAGCCAGAAUCAACUCAACGGUUCAAUUCCCACUUCAUUUGGUGGUUUGAGAAACUUGGAAGUCUUAUCCCUCCGUGACAACCAACUCUCUGGCUCAGUCCCCCAAGAGAUAGAAAAUCUAGUGAAGUUGACUCUGUUGUAUUUAGAUACUAACCAGUUUUCUGGUUAUUUGCCCCAAAAUAUUUGCCAAGAUGGAUCACUCACAGAAUUUACAGCAAACAACAACCAUUUUGUUGGUCCAAUCCCCAAAAGCUUAAAAGCCUGCACCACCUUAUCCUUUGUCCGCCUUAGUUGGAACCAAUUGAUAGGCAAUAUAUCAGAAGACCUUGGUGUUUAUCCGAAUCUUCAAUUUAUGGAUCUAAGCCAUAAUAACUUAAAUGGUGAAAUCUCACACAAAUGGGGACAAUGUGCACAAUUAACAACCCUACUAAUUGCAGGAAACAACCUUACCGGUAGUAUACCACCUGAGAUUGGCAAUGCAACCCAAAUUCAUCAACUUGAUAUUUCUUCAAAUAGUUUAGUUGGGAUGAUCCCAAAAGAAUUUUGGAGACUGACUUCUUUGGUGAAGCUGAUGUUACAGGGGAAUCAACUUUCAGGUCGUAUACCUUCCGAAUUCGGAUCACUGAUUGAUCUCGAAUAUCUUGACCUAUCCACAAACAAGUUCAAUGGGUCAAUACCUAGCACUAUAAGUGACGUGUACAGAUUACACUCUCUGAAUUUGAGCAACAACAAGUUUAGUCAAGGAAUUCCUUUUCAGUUGGGAAAGCUAGUUCACUUGUCCCAACUAGAUUUAAGUCAUAACUUGCUUGAAGGUAAGAUACCUUCAGAAAUAAGCAACAUGGAGAGUUUGGAGAUGCUCAACCUUUCCCACAAUAAUCUUUCUGGCUUUAUUCCAACGAGUUUUGAAGACAUGAAUGGGUUGUCGUAUGUUGACAUAUCCUACAAUGACUUGGAGGGUCCCCUGCCCAACAGCAGUGCAUUUCGGAAUGCUGUUCCAGAAGCAUUGCAGGGGAACAAAGGACUGUGCGGCAACAUUGGAGCUCUGAAAUCCUGCAAACAUAACUCCAAAAAGGACCAUUUUGAUGGAAAAACAAUGUAUGAGGAAAUCAUAAGGGCGACAGAAGAUUUUGAUUCCAAAUAUUGCAUUGGGACAGGAGGACAUGGAAGUGUAUACAGAGCAAAUUUGUCAUCUGGCAACACGGUAGCGGUGAAGGAACUCCAUCUUCUCCACAAUGGCGAGAAUAAUUUUCAGAAGGAAUUCUUCAAUGAAAUAAGAGCACUAACUGAGAUACGACACCGGAACAUUAUGAAGCUUUAUGGUUUUUGUUCACAUAAACGACAUUCAUUUUUGGUGUAUGAGUAUCUCGAAAGGGGUAGCUUGGCCACAACGCUGAGCAAUGAUCAUGAAGCUAAAGAACUGGGGUGGAGUAAAAGGGUGAAUAUUGUUAAAGGUUUAGCUAAUGCCUUGUCCUACAUGCACCACGAUUGCUUGCCACCAAUUGUACAUCGUGACAUAUCAAGCAAGAAUGUUUUGCUGGAUUCUGAAUAUAAGGCCUGUGUUUCAGAUUUUGGCACUGCCAAGUUUUUAAAUCCAGACUCAACUAAUUGGAGUGCUCUUGCAGGCACGUAUGGAUAUAUAGCACCAGAGCUUGCUUAUACAAUGGAAGUGAAUGAGAAAUGUGACGUGUAUAGCUUUGGAGUGGUAACGUUGGAACUGAUUAUGGGAAGGCAUCCGGGAGAUCUGUUGUCAUCUUUAUCAUCUGCAUCUUUGUUGUCAUCUUCAUCAUCUGCAUUACCUGCCCAUCAAAUGCAAAUGGAGGAUAUUUUGGACCAACGCAUUUCCCCUCCUACACAUCAAGAAGCAGGGGAAGUGGUCUCUCUAGUGCAGAUAGCUUUUGCAUGCUUGAAUCCCAGUCCUCCAUCUCGUCCAACAAUGAAACAAGUUUCUCAACACCUCUCAACUCAGAGGCUGCAUUGUCCAAGUCAGUGCAUAUGA